AUGAAGGGUGCCACUUCUUUCGCGUUUGUUACGCUUCUGGCCGCUGCCCAGGCCACGACUGGGUACUGGGGCUCCGAAAAAUGCUACUCCAGCCCGGGCCGUUCCCCCAACAAGUGUAACGAGUACCAGCAAAAUGGUUUCGACUGGACCGGCCUGGCUGAUGGCUCGUUCUCUCAAUACGGAGGCUUCGACUUCUCCGGCUUCUCGUGCAGCAACAGCUUUGGCGGAGCUGGUCUCGCCAAGCGUGGUCAAAAAUGCAUCACCGGUACUGCUGGAAAGGGUAGCGGCUCUAGCAGCAGCUCCAGCUCGGGCUCUCUGAGUGAUUCUGUUGGAAGCAGCGCGUCUUCUCCCUCCUUCUCGUGCGGCUCCAGCGGCGAGAAUGCCUUCUCCGUCACUCAUUUCCACAUUUCUACCUCUGAGGAAACCGAUCUGCACAUCAUCUACAAGAUGCCUGAUGGAACCUCCUGCCGCAACACUGCCUCUUGCUCGUCCGCCGGAACCACUAUCGAGAACGACCAGUGCGGUGGCGCUACCUCCGUCUCCUUCGAGCUGCCCGAGGACAGCGAGCAUGACAGCUGCGACUUUGGUAUCUACACAAUUGGCUUUGACUGCACUCCCGGUAACACCGCCACGACUCUACCCACUGGUCCCGCUUCGACUCCGGCCACUUCUGCUGCGGGCUCUUCCACUCUGAGUGUUUCAGUUCCCAGCACCCCCGCCGGAAGUACUGUGGUUUCUGUGCCUGGCAAGCCCGGCUCUUACACCCCCCACAGCCCGUCUGCGUCGGUGCCUCCUGUUUCUGUUCCCUCUUCUGCUGAUGCUACCAGCACCCCUGCUGUGACUCCGGUCACCAGUACUCCGGCCAAAUGGACCACUUCCACUGUGUACACUACCAGCGAGAUCACGAUCACCAGCUGUGCUGCGACGGUGACCGAUUGCCCUGCUGACUCUACCUCGGUCGUUACCUCUACUAUUCCGGCUUACACAACUGUCUGCCCCGUUACUGAUACUACCCCCGCUGGAACUUCUCCCGCUGAGUCUACCUCCGCCGAGUCCGUUCCUUCUGGCGGCACUCCUAUUGGAUCUACUCCCACUGGAUCUUCCCCUGUGGAGGGCACUUCCCCGGCUGCCACCUCCCCAGCCGAGUCGACUCCUGGUCCUAGCGGCAGCUCACCCGUGUCCUCGCCUAUCACUUCGCCCGCUCCUCCUGUCGGUACUUCGACCCCGAUGGUGCCUGCUGGUAGCUCUUCGAUUCCUUCCGACUCGACUGUGACUGUUGUUACUUACACUACUGUCACUAACUGCCCCUUCACGAGCACCUACACAACCGGCGGAUCUACUUCGGUUACUACUGGCUCUACUCUCUCUACGGUGACCAUCACCUCGACUUCCACUAUCUGCACCAAGUGCAUUGCUGGAUCGACCACUGCUCCUGCUAUUCCUGAGACUUCUCCUGCUAGCACUGAGACGGCCCCUGCUGGUACGGAGACUACUCCCCCUAGCACCGAGACUUCUCCGGCUGGUUCUGAGACCACUCCUGUCGGCUCCGAGACUACUCCUGCUGGUAUUACCAGCCCUGCUCAGACUUCUACCCCCGUUGUCCCCUCGAGUGUCGAUGCCGGAUCUACUCCUGGUGCGCCCGAGGAGUCUACGACCACUGUUGUGACCUAUGUUACCACCACGACCUGCCCGGUCACUAGCACCUACACCACUGGCGGAUCUACUUCGGUCAGCAUUGGCUCCACGGUCUCUACCGUCACUGUCACUCAGACUUCCACAAUCUGCACUAAGUGCACUGCUAGUGCCACUACCGCCCCUGGCAUUCCGGCGACAACUCCCGUUAUCACCGAGACCACGCCGGCUGUUCCUGGGAUUACCACCAGCCCCAGUGAGACUCCUGCUCCUUCUCUGCCCUCAAGCGUGGAUGCUGGCUCUACUCCUGGAGCUCCCGAGGAGUCUACCACUACCCUUGUCACUUAUGUCACCACCACUACUUGCCCCGUCACUAGCACCUACACCACCGGUGGAUCGACCUCGGUCAGCACUGGUUCUACGGUCUCCACAGUCACUCUUACUUCGACUUCGACCGUCUGCACCAAGUGCACCGCAAGCGCUACGUCUCCUCCCGAUACUGCCACUGCUCCUACCGGUGUCAGCCCCUCGGGCACCUCGCCUGCCUCAAGCCCUGCUCCUUCAUCCCCUUGCCCUAACACUGUGCCUCAGUGCCUGAACACCUGGCUCACUCUAGCUCCCAAGUGCACCUCCAACAGUGAUGCCUCGUGCUUCUGCCCCAACAAGCAGUUCACCGACAAGGUCAUCUCUUGCAUCCAGGCCUGGGGUGGCACCAAGGAGGAAAUUUCCUCUGCUCUGUCCUACUUCACCGGUAUCUGCGCUCACUGGGUUGACCAGAACCCCGGUAUUGUGACUGCUGUGCCUUCAACCAUCACCCUGGCUCCCAGCGUCUCCGUCUCUACCGCCACCGUGAUCAGCUCUGCUGCCGCCGUCGGCACAACCGCUGGCUCGGGGGAAGUCACCUCGGCCCCGGCCCUGCCCUGCACUACCAUUACCUAUGGUACCCGCACCGUGACCGUGCCGCAGGUUACUUUCAUUACCAACACCAACACUGCCGCAGGUGCUACCCAGACCGUCGGUCUUGUCCCCGCUGGUCCCAGCGGCGCCGCUCCCGCCAACACCGGCAAGGUCCCUGCCCCGGCCGCGGCCUCUUCCACCUGGAGCACCAGCGCCUAUCGCCAGCCCACCGCCAGCGCCGGCAUCUCCCCCAGCGCUUCGCCAGUUUUCAACUCAGCCCCGGGCCUGUCGAUUGCUUCCAGCCUUCUGAUGGGUUCGAUCGCUGCCUUCCUGGGUCUCCUGUUCUAG
Penicillium argentinense is the source of this 2877-nucleotide messenger RNA. RefSeq names its product extracellular serine-threonine rich protein. The transcript has 3 exons. NCBI's taxonomy places the organism in Eukaryota, Fungi, Ascomycota, Eurotiomycetes, Eurotiales, Aspergillaceae. The record is from RefSeq and is a predicted model, not a curated record. Bases 1 to 2877 code for a protein of 958 amino acids.